AUCACUGGUAGAUGGAUGGAUGAAUGGAGGGAUUAAUCACUGUUUGAAUGUAUCAUGAUCACUGACAGCACUUUAAAAUACUGACUAUCAAGAUAGUUUUAAUUAAAUUAAGAAUUAAUUCAAUGCGUUCUGGCAUGUUUUUUUAAAUGGCUGAUAUUUUACUCUACCAUUUUGGAUGAAGCAAAAGCUUUCAGCAUCUUAAAAAAAAAAAAACGAAAGCCAGCUGUGUUAAAUUAGGGGUGGAAUUGGGCACAGCGGGGUGACAGAGCUUGAGGAACACACUGAUGAGCUGCAGCUUUAGUGAUUUUUAGCAUCUAAUCUCAGAACACUAAUCUCUGAUCCAUCAGUACUGUAAAGACAGACAGAUUGACGUUGAUUUUAUCUGGUUUUAUCAACAACUGCCUGGUUAUUCAUUAUGUGUGGUCCUAUAUUUACAAAAGGUCAAAGGUCACGUAGAAGGGUUGACUCUGACAUGACUGAAUCUGACAAAUUUCCUUCUUUAAUUAAAUUAGAGAACAUUAUGCAAACUGUUUUUACCGUACAGAAAUGUAUAUUGUUUUCUGUCUCUUACUGUCUAGAUGUGUGCUAUUUGAAUGCUGGAACUGUAUGUGCAAGUAGUGAUUUUAUUAGUAUUCAUCAGAGUCAUAGUCACAACUGUCAAGAAGGUCAAUAACACCAUAAAAUGCAAUAAACUCCAGGGUGUAGCUGUAUUCUUAAUCAGAAUACACAAAGGUGAUGGCACAGAAGGCUAGAAAGACAUAAAGAGCAAGAAAAGGCCAAGGAUAUGCAUUUAUCUUUUUUCGCUCAGGAAAUUAGGAGUCCACAGAUUGCAAAGCAGGUUCGGCAAUAAUGACAAUGAAAAAGAUGACAGCGGUGGUGCUGGUGAUUUGACAACCCUUUCUUCAACUGAGACGUGUUGAAUAUUAUCAAGCCCAGGAGCGACUGUGUUGUCAGGAUGUUCCGAUUCUUUAAAAGAUUGUAGAAUUUCAGUCCUCCACCAGGCAGCCUCACUGGGGAGGGAAAGACGGCAGAUCUAAAGCCUCAAGCCUGGAGAGACUUUUUUUUUAUCAGCAGGCCAUAACAUUGGAACCAUGUAGAAAUUUUUUCUGUUCAUAAGGGGUGUGGGUUAGCUUUCUAGUUCCUUUGUAAGGUUUAUUUGUUUGAUUUAUGUCUUUAUUUCUUUUUCUGAGUUGAGUUUCUGAACCAGACUGCCAAAUAAAAAUGGUUCUGCACACAUCCCCCUACCCAAGUGCCUUUCUAAGUUUUCUCAGUAACCUAUCCUGGGCCCUGGUUUUCCCCUGUUACUGGAUGCUGGACAGGCUCCUGGCCUCAUGUGUGGCCACGUCACUUGAAAAGCGAAGGCGCUCGCAGGACCCCUGCUCCUUCCUGGCCCUAGGGAUGUUAAUUUCUACACCACUGUACCUAGUACUGCUUCUGGCCUCACUACCUUUUGCUCUGCUGGGAUUCCUGGUCUGGGCACCUCUGCAGGCAUCCCGCCACCCGUAUGUCUACUCAUACCGCAAACCAGACACAAACCGGGCCGAGCAUGGAACCAUUGCAGGAUCUGGGGCAGGAAUUAGUGAAUGGCGCCCACAAGGCCGCAGUUUCUGCUUUGGCAGUGCCAAUGUGUGCCUUCUUCCAGACUCACUGGCUCGCUUCAACAACUUGGCAGACACGCAGCGGAGGGCGCGAGAGGUGGGCAAGCGCAUCCGUAAUGGUGCGAACCGACCACAGAUCAAGAUUUACAUUGAUUCUCCUACAAACACCUCAAUUAGCGCUGCAUCCUUCUGUAGCGUGGCCACGCAAGGCUUCCGACGAACAUCCUCACUAGACCAGCGCCCUGAACCACCAACAGUAAGUGACGGUGACAGUGAUCCUGUUGCAGAGUGUCCUGUGCAUUCAUCUGGUGGAACAAGUUCGGACUGCCCUGUUCAUAACACCCAAAGUGUUCCUGAAUGUCCCUUGCACUCAAAUGGGGAAGAAGUAUCUUCAGAUUGUCCAAUCCACCAACCAACAGAUAUGCAGGCAUCCAGUGAUUGUCCAGUCCACUCCACCACAGUGGUCACAAACACAGAAGAAUGUCCCUUGCAUCCAUCUGGGGUCCAAAUCAGCAUCACAUCGCCUGACCCUGAGCCUUCUGAGACCGAAGUCCGAAAUCAUCGACCCAGUGAGGGAGAUAUAGGCAGCUUGCACAGUCGCACUGCCUCCCGUGAGUCCUUGACCCGUUUCCAUGGGGGCACAGAUGGGGGAAUACCGUCCAACAAUACACUGUCACAGCACCGUACCUCUGUCUUCAAAAGGCCUAUUGGCCGCAAGCGUCGACACGGGGAUGAUGGCUUUGACCAUGAGAUCUCAGCCUUUUUUCCUGCCAAUUUGGAUUUCCUGUGCCUGCAGGAAGUGUUUGACAGACGGGCAACGGAACGGCUUUGCUGGCAGCUACACCGCUACUUCCCAUAUGUCCUAAGUGACGUGGGACGCUACGGCUGGAAGGGUUGCUGCUCAAGAUUCAAGUUCCUAAACAGUGGCCUUCUCCUGGCCAGCCGCUACCCCAUCCUGGAUGCACAUUAUGAGUGUUACCCCAAUGGCCGUGCAGAGGAUGCACUUGCUUCCAAGGGUGUUCUCUAUGCCAAGGUCCAGGUGGGCACCUCACAUCAGGAGCAGAGGAUUGUGGGAUACAUCACCUGCACCCACCUUCAUGCCAUAGAAGGCGAUGCGUCGGUGCGUUGCGAGCAGUUGGAUCUGCUCCUGCAGUGGGGCGCUGAGUUUAGGAGGGCCACGUCUCAAUCCGCAGGUCAGGAGAAAGGUAUGGAGGACCAGGUCGCCUUCGACGUCAUCCUCGGAGACCUCAACUUCGAUAACUGCUCCUCAGAGGAUAAGUUGGAGCAGCAGCACGCUAUUUUUACUCAGUACAGAGAUCCGUGUCGUCUGGGGCCUGGAGAGGACAAACCAUGGGCUUUGGGUACCCUGCUGGACACAAGUGGUUUGUAUGAUGAAGAAGUCAGCUCACCAGAGAGUCUACAAAAGGUUAUGGAAAAUGAAGAAAGCAGGAAGGAGUACUUGGUUUUCCCAGCGAGUAAGAACCAAUGUCCAAGUCAGAAGGGUCGUAAGAUCCCACUGAAGGGGAAUGGACGCAGGAUCGACUAUAUCCUGUACAGAGAGGAAGGCCUGCACGCCGACUGGAAAGUGGACAUCGAGGAGUUCAGUUUCAUCACUCAGCUGGCCGGACUGACCGAUCACCUCUCUGUGGCAGUGCGACUCGCCGUGUCUACAGGGGAGGAAGAGUCAUAAAUCCGGCUUCCUGUUACACAAUGCCACGGACUGAGGGAGAGAGAGAGAGAGAGAGAGAGAGAGAGAGAGAGAAAGCAGAACUAAAUCCUAAAACUGCAGAGUAGAGGAAAAGACAUGUGUGACGUUUUAAAUCUUGACGUACUCUUGUCAGUGACAGCAUGGAGGCACGGCGUCACACACACACACCCACACACCCACAAACGCCCACACAAACACACACAGACCCACAAACCACAGAUCGACACACUGUCCCCUGUUUAGCAUGGUGAUCUCACUCUCUCACUUCCUCUUUUGGGACUCAAGAGUGAGAGUUUACGUCCUUAUCACGCUUUAUCACACGUUCGGCUCACCUCCGCCACUUUCAUUUCUCCAUGGCCUAUGGCUUGAGGAGAAGACUUUUUUUGUGCCAUGAUUCGAGGAAGUUUUACAGGGAAGCCUGGAUUCAGAGUAUUGCAUGUCCCGAUGAUUAACACACAAACGUGUUCACUAAUGAGACAUUUCCCUUUAGCUCUCCUCAAGAACCUCAGCGAGAAGUGUCUUUCUUUUCUAACCUCUUUCUAGACCUUUCUAUGGCCGUGCGCGCUGUCUUUAUAGAGAGUUUGUACACUGAGUCACCUGAUGCGAGUAAACUCGAUUCUGAUCAUUAAGUACAGUCAGAAUAAUUAACUCUCGUAUUUCUAGCGGUUUAUUGUAGCCAAUCUUUGAAAUACAGUAGUGAUAACGUGUACAUGAGUGUGUGUGUGUGUGUGUGUGUGUGUGUGUGCAACAAGAAAGUUUUAGUGUAGAUUUAUUCUCUGGUUGAAGAUUUUUAACUGUUUGAUAAAUGCACAGCCAUGAGAAACCACCGGCCUGCAUGAUCACAAAAUCCUGAAGAUGAUUCAGAGAUUCGCGGGUUCUAGGUCUCUCACAGAUGUACUCCGUCUCACACACACACACACACACACACACACACAUUCUCAGUCUCACACACACUGUCUUUUCUUUCUUCAGUAUUGCUACAGUAAUGAUUUUCAAGUUCAAUUUGAUCAGCCAACCAAUCAAAUUUGAUCUUAUGACAACAUUCCCAACCUUUCAUUUCAUUCAACUUAGCAUAAAUACUGGUUUAACUGUGCACCAUAAAGGUUUAGCAUUAGCUAAGCUAACUAGUCAUUUAAAUGCAUUACUGAGGUAGCAUUAGCCACCUAACUAGUUAGUUUAGCUAACAUUACCCCUUCACUUGUCUAGCUAGCUAGCUAAUGUCAGACUAACAUUGUGUAGUUCAAGCCAAUGGCAAGCUAGUUAAGUUUAAGCUAAUAUAUUAUGUAAUUUAAAUCGGUAGCCAUGUUGGCUAGCGAGCUAGCUAACAAUAAAGCUAUUAUAUUGGCUAAGCUAGCUAGCAAAUGUUAGACUAACAUCAUGUAGGUUAAACAAAUGACAAGCUAGUUAACUUGAAGAUGUGAUAUUAGGUUUGCUAGCAAAUCAAGUCCAGUUUUAAAUCAAAUAUUAUUUAAUUUUAAUUAUUUUGUGUAGUAAAACCAGUAUUUUAUGCUAAGCAUUCUGAAUAUUGAAGACGUUAUACAUCAGGGUUGCAAAUGGCUAAUCAUGUGUAAUUUAAGCUCUGCCCUUGCUGAGACAGAGAUGCCUGUCAUUCGCAAAUUCAGGACCUUUUUAUGGCUCCAAGGCUUGAAGUGAGUUUGCGGUACAGCAAAAAGGCUCUUUGUUCAGGGCAAAAAGGCUUUCUGUAUCCCCUCUGAGCCGAUGACCGCACCUGUGCAAAUGUUUACACCCCCGUUACUCAACACUAUGGAGGACACCGGACUCGGGCCGAAAAUGACUACACCACAUGAACUGCUGUACUUUCUAUUCAUCCGUCACUUUGUUUGCUUUUAUAUGCUUUCUAUAUUAUUAUUAUUAUUAUUAUUAUUAUUAAGCAAUGCAGUGUUUUCCCGCAUUAGCUUAGGUGCUAAACAGUUCAACUGCGACAGAAAUUGGCAUCCUGUCUGCAUCCUUCUUAAAGUCCUAGUGUGAAAUUGCCAAAAUAUACAGAUGUUAAAUACACAGUUGGGUCUGAAAGUUUGAAUCCAUGAACAAGGACUGUUUUUAUUUCAUCAGUCACUAAAACCGAAUCAAAAAUUCAAUUCAGUUGGAAAUCACAAAAACAAAUCACAGCCAUAGUGUACUUUAGAAGAACGCUCUCAUAGUGUAUCGAUUUUAUACUGUUUUUUACAGUUUUACAAAGUCGAGGAAAAAAAGUGAAGCAAACCAAAACAUUGAGUUAACCAUUAAUUAGUUAAUAUAUUGGUAGCGCAGAGAACUGUAUACAUAUUACACAUAUACUAUACACACUGUGCAUAUCAUAUUAGGUAUACAGAUUUUCUGAUGGAAAAAAAUAGCUUCAUCACAAGUGAAAAUUUAUAUGAGUGAUUAUCAGUACACAGUAUGUGGCUAGCUCUAACCCUUCUAUAAGUAACCCUUCUUAUACCACAGCAUUUUGGCAACAGUAAGAAAUUUUCUGAAAUAAAGAACAACACUUUUUAUCCAUUUAGAGUUACAUUUAAUGUUGUGGAGCAUCCAUGGAACAAGCAAGUUCCUGUUCUUACUUACAUUAUAGUAGCUAUAAACAGUCCUUCCCUCACCAGCCUCUCUUUAUUAUUCUUUUAAUAAGCUCUUAAGAAGACAAAAAAGUAGACCCCUGAAGUAAACAGUCCUGAGUCAGAAAAGUUUAAGUUUUACAAAGUGCUGACACUGGAGACUCCUUCAUAAAUGUUAAAUAAACAUCUGUUUAUGGAAAAUUAUAACA
Messenger RNA from Pangasianodon hypophthalmus (striped catfish), 6067 nucleotides. RefSeq names its product sphingomyelin phosphodiesterase 3 (gene smpd3). The record is from RefSeq and is a predicted model, not a curated record. Gene Ontology annotation, biological process: sphingomyelin metabolic process. Gene Ontology annotation, molecular function: sphingomyelin phosphodiesterase activity. The transcript is spliced from 8 exons. NCBI's taxonomy places the organism in Eukaryota, Metazoa, Chordata, Actinopteri, Siluriformes, Pangasiidae. Gene Ontology annotation, cellular component: cytoplasm; extracellular region. Bases 1222 to 3288 code for a protein of 688 amino acids.